Phialemonium atrogriseum is the source of this 1341-nucleotide messenger RNA. Its product is annotated as N-carbamoyl-L-amino-acid hydrolase. NCBI's taxonomy places the organism in Eukaryota, Fungi, Ascomycota, Sordariomycetes, Cephalothecales, Cephalothecaceae. Gene Ontology annotation, molecular function: hydrolase activity, acting on carbon-nitrogen (but not peptide) bonds, in linear amidines. The record is from RefSeq and is a predicted model, not a curated record. The transcript has 4 exons. Bases 1 to 1341 code for a protein of 446 amino acids.
AUGCGACCAAGGUUCCAAGCCCUCUCCGGCCUCAAGAUCAACGCAGGUCGGCUUCAGGAGACCCUCCACCACUCCUGUCAGUGGGGUGCUGCACACCGAUAUGGAAAGGCUCCAACUCAGACUGGCAUGGCGCGUCUCUCCCUCUCGGACGACGAUGCCCGCGUGAGGCGCUGGUUCGCCGAACAGACCCAAGAACUGGGGUGUUCGCUCGCCGUAGAUCAGAUGGGGAACAUGUUCGCGAGACAAGCCGGUUCGCUGAGGUCGCCCGAGCCGAUGACUGCGAUGGGCAGCCACUUGGAUACCCAGCCUCGAGGAGGGAGGUACGACGGAAUCUUGGGCAUAGUUGCCGCUCUGGAGGUGCUGCGGGCCAUGAAGGAUAAUGGGUUCAAGACCCAGUUCGAUGUCGGCAUUGUUAAUUGGACAAACGAAGAGGGCGCCCGGUUCCCCAAGUCGAUGGUUUCAUCCGGCGUCUGGGCCGGCGAGGUGCCACUCGAUCAGGCCUGGAACCUCCCCGACAUCUUCGACCCGUCGGCGACAAUGAAGACGGAGCUCCAAAGGCACGGGCUCAUCGGAGAUGUAGCCUGUUCCAGCGAUCCGGCAUCUGGUUACCCCUUGGGCGCGCACUUCGAGCUGCACAUCGAGCAGGGGCCCAUCCUCGAGGGCAGCGGAAAGAAGAUCGGCGUGGUCCGGGGCGCGCAGGCAUACCGCUGGCUUACCUUCACGGUCGUGGGCCGCGACACCCACACCGGAACGACCCCGUUUGCGAUGCGCAGGGACCCGUUGCUCGCGUCGGCAAAGAUGAUCGCCGCGUCAAACGCGAUUGCGCAGGAGCACGGAGCGCUGGCUUCCACGGGCGUGAUCAAGAUCCCGCCUAGUUCCUCGACCAAUACCGUCGCCUCACAGGUGACGUUUACGCUGGAUAUCAGGCAUCCCGACGAUGGCGUCGUGGCCAAAGUCCAGGACGAGUGCCUGGCGGCUUUUGAGAAGAUUGCGAAGGAGGAUGGGAAGGGGGUCGAGAUGCAGUGGGCGCUCGAUACGGAUUCGCCGGCAGUCAAGUUCGAUCAGAACUGCAUCGCCGCUGUGGAGAAGGCCGCCGAUGGGCUUGUGGGCCGGGAUGGAUGGCUUCAUCUCACGAGCGGUGCUGGCCACGACAGUGUCCACGCUAGCAAACGCUGCCCGACUACCAUGAUCUUUGUUCCCUGCAAGGACGGGGUCAGUCAUCACCCUGAGGAGUACUGCAGCCCGGAAGACUGUACAAUGGGUGCCCAGGCGCUUCUUGAGGCCGUUAUUAAUUACGACCAGUUCAGGGUGCAACCAGAACUACCCCUGAAAAGUAAUUGA